AUGAUGAUAAUCUCUCUUACUUUAUGUUUGAUAACUUUAUUUAGCAAAGAAGCGCUUUGUGAAGAUCGGUGUACAAACUUUAAUAAUUUCCCAACAUUGGACUUAUCUCGUUGUUCUAUUAAACGUUUUCAAAGCAAAGAGUCUCAUCCAAAAGUAUUGGCAUUAUUUCUAUCCGAGAACCAAAUUGAGUUUUUACGUAAAGAAGCUUUUCGAGGAUUCACUUCUUUAACUGAACUAUGGCUACAUAACAACCAGUUGAAGUCAUUGGGCAACAAUAUUUUUAACAAUCUCGAUAAUUUGCAAGUACUAUAUCUAGAUAACAACAGGCUUGAGUCAAUAGCGCCGGAUACUUUUUUCAAUUUGACGAAGCUGAAACUCUUGUGGCUGGAUAACAACAGACUCACCUCCCUGGGAGAUGGUAUUUUUAAGGAUCUCGUUGCUUUAAGUGAACUACGGUUAGUUGGUAAUCUUCUUACUGCCGUAACUUCUAAUUUAUUCAAUGCCCAGGCUACUCUGCAGCACUUAGCACUCGGCUACAACCAAAUUACUUUCAUCGAAGAAUAUUCAUUUCUAAAACUAACCAACUUACAAUCUUUGGAUAUAAGCUAUAACAAACUUGCUUCAAUAAAUAAUAAACACUUUAAGAACCUUUCUGAGUUGGUGGAUUUGUUUCUUAUUAGUUCUGAAAUUUUGCAUAUAGAGUCUUAUUCUUUUUCCGAAUUGAAUAUGUUAACUUUACUAGACUUGAGUGAUAACGGUAUAACUGAAAUAGGUCUUAACGCUUUUCCUAACAAUGGCUUGCAAAUAAAACUAACGCUUAAUGAAAAUUUGAACUGUUGCUCUCGGGUUCUUUACCAGGACUAUCCUUUUUACACCAGCCAACGCUGCACUCAAGAAGGAAAUAUAUACUUACUUAGUGAUUUUUCAAUAGACAAAUGUAAUUUCGAGCCUGAGAAUUCCGUAAAGGAGAAAGUUGGAAUACCACCAAGUGGUUUUAACGAAAUGACAACAGAGAGGGACUCUCCAAUUAUGGCCUCAAAAGGAAGACUCAAGAAUUCAAACGUAACUGGCCGGUGCACCGCUGUCAACUUUUUGGCCAUAAUUAUACCUUCUGUACCUCUGCCUUUAAGUGUAUUAAAUGUGGAAGCAACCAGGAAAAUGGUAGCUGCACGAAGACGCCUGAUGUCCCUCCGAAUAGCGCUAACUGUCAAGGUCUCCCUAGGGUUGGGGUUGGCUGUGAUAGGAGUUUUGAGGGUUUGA
Messenger RNA from Zophobas morio, 1260 nucleotides. RefSeq names its product carboxypeptidase N subunit 2-like. The coding region runs from base 1 to 1260 and encodes 419 amino acids. The transcript has 14 exons. Gene Ontology annotation, molecular function: protein binding. The record is from RefSeq and is a predicted model, not a curated record. NCBI's taxonomy places the organism in Eukaryota, Metazoa, Arthropoda, Insecta, Coleoptera, Tenebrionidae.